AAAUCAUAUAAAUAUUAUAAAUCAGAUUUAUAAUAUUUAAAUUUUAUAAGAUUUAUUAAAUCUUAAAGAAACCUUUGUCACAAAAAUAUUUGUGAGAAUGAAUCCACAUUUUAUCAAAUUUGUGACUUUGUAUUUUAUUCUAUCAAAAGCAUUAAGUUCAUCAAUUAUCACAUCAGAGGAAAAUAAUGAUGAAUUGAAUAAUAUUAAGGAAGGAUGUGCUUUCUGUCCCUAUACGAUUCGACCUGGGUUUAGGUACUAUUUUCACACUAAAUGUUGCGAUGGAAGAAUAUGUGAUCUUUGUUACGAACUUCUAAAAAAGCAUAAACUUUCAAGAUCAUGUAAAAAUUGUAAAAAAAAAGGAAUUGUUUCAGUAUAUAAAGAACCUGUAGAAGUUCCAUGUGUAAUUUGCAAUGAAAAUAAACCAAACCGCAAUAUUUCUUCAAAAUGCCUUCAUUAUUAUUGUAAAAAAUGUACAAGAGAAAAAAUCUUAGCUAACGAAUGGUGUACACUAUGUGCGGAAUAUUUGGAUACUUCAAUUUUGAUAAGUUGCUUAAAUUAAUAAGUUUUAUUUCAUUAAUGUAAAUUUGCUUAUUAAUUCUAAAAAUGUGUCUUAAAUGUUUUGAAAAUAUAUUUCUAAAAUAUUAUCUUAAUAUGAUUUUGAUAAUUCAUAAAACAAUGCAUUACUGUAAAUUUUUUUUUUUGUACAUACUAAAAAUCUUUAAAAUAAAUAUCCAAGUUAAA
Messenger RNA from Daktulosphaira vitifoliae (grape phylloxera), 741 nucleotides. RefSeq lists its product as uncharacterized. Gene Ontology annotation, molecular function: metal ion binding. Bases 98 to 559 code for a protein of 153 amino acids. Lineage: Eukaryota; Metazoa; Arthropoda; Insecta; Hemiptera; Phylloxeridae. The record is from RefSeq and is a predicted model, not a curated record. The transcript has 7 exons.